AUGCCUGCUCCAUCAUUCAAUGCCCAAUCAAUAACGGAGCUUAUAGCCCUCAGGGCUGAGCAACAAGGGGAUGUACCCGCUGUGCAUACUGGUGCUGCUGAGUUCGGCGAGAAGUUGAUGACCCUCACCUUUUCGGACAUCGCCCGCGCAGUAGAUCGAUUGGCGGCGCAUUACGCUCAGCUGAACAUCCAACCGAUCGUCUCUUCGGGAGAAAUACCCCCCGAGAGGGUCAUUGCAGUUCUCACUUCCACCGCUAUCGACGAAACACUAUUGGAAAUCGCACUUGCCAAACUCGGUCUUACAGCUUUACUACUGUCGGUCAACAACUCGACAGCCGCCGUAGCCCAUUUGUGCAAGACCACAAAGAGUACACAUCUGAUAUAUGGGACCAAAUUCGAGCAAACUGCGAAAGAUGCACAAGCUCACUUGGCUCAGGAGGGUAUAAAUCUGGAAGUUGUGCCCGAAACUAGGUAUCCACUUUGGGGUCCAGGCGGAGUACGGGAUGCCAAGAUUCCCCAAUACCCAGCUAGACUUACACCAGAACAAGAAGCCAAGAGAACUUGUGUGGUAUUGCAUUCAUCUGGAUCAACAGGUUUCCCAAAACCAGUGUUCAUCUCGCAUUACGGGUUGAUAGCGAAUGCAGCUCAGUCAUUACCCAAGACUGGAUUCUCAGCUCUACCUCUUUUCCACGGUUUCGGUCAUUUCUCGAUUUUCCGAUGUUUUUACCAUGGAAAGACAUUCACCCUCAUGCCUCCGAAUCUACCUCUUACUUCAGCUAACAUUUGUCGAACCAUCAAGAACUCCCCUACCCCACCCGUACAGCAUUUCGCUGUACCUUAUGUCCUCAAACUGCUCGCUGAGACGGAAGAAGGCGUAGAAACAUUGGCAAAUUUUGAAGCUGUUUCCUUCGCUGGUGCUGCUGUACCGGAUGACCUAGGUGAUAGAUUGGUUCAGGCUGGCGUGAACCUCAUUUCCUUCUACGGUACAACUGAAACCGGUGCUCUCAUGACUUCUCGACGAGCGGACUACGUCAACGACAAAGCAUGGAACUGGCUCAGAGCCGAAGGGCCAAUUGAGAAAUACCUCGAACUGAUCCCUCAGGGCUCAGAUACGUUCGAAGUGGUCGUUAGAGAUGGUUGGCCAGCUAAGAUCAUGAGUAACAGAGAGGAUGGUGCAUACUGUACAAAAGAUUUGGUACUGCAACAUCCAGAACAUAAGACUUGGUUCAAGUACAUCGGUCGAUUGGAUGAUACCCUCACACAGACGUUGGGGGAGAAGACUAACCCUGUUCCUAUCGAAUUGGCCAUCCGAGGUAAUUCUCCUUUGAUUGCUGAGUGUAUCGUCUUCGGUGAUGCUCGACCCCAGACCGGUGCUUUGAUCCUUCCUUCCGAACAAGGUAAAGACCUUGCCAAAGACAAAAAAGCAUACAUCGAUGCCAUUUGGCCUGUUGUGGCUGAAGCCAAUGCCAAUGCCCCUACACACUCUCGAAUCCUUCCUGAGAUGAUUGAUAUCCUUCCUUACGGUACUGAGAUCCCUGUCGCCACCAAAAUGUCUAUUCUCCGACCAGCUUGUUACAAGAAAUUCGGUGAUAUCAUCAACGCCAUUUACGAGCGAUUCGAGCACGGUACCGGUCAACCCAAGAAGGACAUCUCUAGUAAACCUGAGAUGGAAGCUUUCCUCACUGAAACUAUCCUUACUGCUCUUGGUGAAAAAGCUUCUGCUGGUCUUACACCAACGACCGAUCUCUUCGCUUAUGGUGUCGAUUCGCUCCAAGCUACCAGAGUACGAAACGUCAUUACGAAAUCUCUGGAGCUCGGUGAGAACGUCAACCUCGGUCAGAAUAUCGUAUAUGAACAUCCAUCCGUCUCCGCUCUUGCCGAUUACCUCCUUUCCGUCAAAUCAGGUCAAAAUGCGUCCAACUCACCUGAAGUAGCCCACAAGACAAUGUUAGAGAUGGUCGAUCGAUAUGCCUCUCAACUGUACAAGGGUGAUACUUCGUCCACUGGUCCAGCCGAUGCUCAGAUCAACGGUCAUUCAGGAGAAGUUAUCGUCCUCACUGGUGCUACUGGAUCUCUGGGUGCUCAUAUCUUAGAUCAGUUAGUCAGAAGACCGGAAGUAGCCAAAGUCAUCUGUCUCUCCCGAGCUAAAUCCCACGAAGAUUCAUUAAAGAGGGUACAAGAUUCCUUAUCUCAGAGAUUGAGGAAGCUCUCACCUGAAGCUCAGUCGAAGAUCAUCUCGUUCGCUUCUGAUGUCAACAAGCCUGAUCUCGGUUUGGCACCUGAACAAUACGAAUUACUCAGACUUCAAUCUACCGCUGUCAUUCACAAUGCUUGGCCAGUCAACUUCGUAUUAUCGAUCAACUCAUUCGACGAACAUAUCGGAGGAGCAGUCAACUUGCUUAACUUGACUUUGAAAUCACCCAAAAAGAUCAAACCGGCUUUCUUCUUCUCUUCCUCGGUAGGAACAGUACAAGGUCGACCUGAUCCAAUCGUUAACGAAGAUUUCUCCGAUUCACCUGUCACCGCCGGAGGAAUGGGAUACGGACGAUCUAAAUGGGUAGUAGAGAAGAUCAUGGAACGAGCAUCAAAAGAGACUCAGGGCAGGGUCGGAGUACUGAGGAUCGGUCAAUUAGCUGGGGACAAAGAGAACGGAGUGUGGAACGAAACUGAAGCUUGGCCAUUAAUGUUCAGAUCAGCCAAUACCACUGGAACUUUACCGUUCUUAGAAGAGAAACCAUCUUGGUUACCUGUUGAUCAAGCUGGGCAAACAAUCUCUGAAAUCGUUUUGAACAACUUGCACACCGCUCAGCCAUCCUCGGGUAAUGUCUAUCAUGUGCUCAAUGCCCAUCUGGCAAGCUGGAGUGAUAUAUUAGAGGGAUUGAAGAAAGGUGGAUUGAAGUUCGAGACAGUUGAUAGGUACACUUGGCUGGAGGACUUGGCGAAGUCGAAUUCGGAUGUUACCGCCAAUCCAACUUACAAACUAUUGAACUUCUACCAGAAUCGAAUUGGUAACAAGACCGAAAGACCUCACAUGGAAUUCAAAGUUGAAAAAGUCGAAGCUUCUUCACCUACGAUGAAACAAGAGGUCAAGGCUAUCGAUUCCGAUAUCGUAGCGUUAUGGGUCAAACAAUGGAAAUCUUCUGGUUUCUUACAGUAG
Kwoniella botswanensis is the source of this 3156-nucleotide messenger RNA. RefSeq lists its product as uncharacterized. Lineage: Eukaryota; Fungi; Basidiomycota; Tremellomycetes; Tremellales; Cryptococcaceae. The transcript has 9 exons. Gene Ontology annotation, molecular function: phosphopantetheine binding. Bases 1 to 3156 code for a protein of 1051 amino acids. The record is from RefSeq and is a predicted model, not a curated record.